UUCAAAUGAGCUACAAAACCAUAGACCCCAGAGAUGCUUCGCGCCCGGCUGGGGGCGGUAGGGCGGAGCUUGUGGUCACGUGAGUGUCUAGGCCCGCCCCCCUCUGCAGCUGAAGACUUCCCCUCCCGCAGUGACAGAGCCUUUGGGUCUGUGAUCGCUACAGUUUCUGCACCUCGCGCCCCGGCAGUUCCAUACCUGCUUACUCAUCCACCACUUCUAGUGCAUCUUUUGGAAGCCAAAAAUCUUGGUAAAUUAACAUGAUGGAUUUCUCCAAGCUACCCAAAAUAGCUGACGAAGAUAAAGAAAGCACAUUUGGUUAUGUGCAUGGGGUCUCAGGACCUGUGGUCACAGCCUGCAACAUGGCAGGUGCCGCCAUGUAUGAGCUGGUGAGAGUGGGCCACAGUGAGUUGGUUGGAGAGAUUAUUCGUUUGGAGGGUGACAUGGCUACCAUUCAGGUGUAUGAAGAAACCUCUGGUGUGUCGGUUGGAGAUCCUGUACUUCGCACUGGUAAACCCCUCUCUGUAGAACUUGGUCCUGGCAUUAUGGGAGCCAUUUUUGAUGGCAUUCAAAGACCUUUGUCAGAUAUCAGCAGCCAGACCCAAAGUAUCUACAUUCCAAGAGGAGUAAAUGUGUCUGCUCUUAGCAGAGAUAUCAAGUGGGAUUUUACACCUUGCAAAAGCCUACGGGUUGGUAGUCAUAUCACUGGUGGAGAUAUUUAUGGAACUGUCAUUGAGAACUCACUCAUCAAACAUAAAAUCAUGUUACCCCCACGAAACAGAGGAACUGUGACUUAUAUUGCACCACCUGGGAACUAUGAUACCUCUGAUGUUGUCUUGGAGCUUGAAUUUGAAGGUGUAAAGGAGAAGUUCAGCAUGGUCCAAGUAUGGCCUGUACGUCAGGUUAGGCCUGUCACUGAGAAGCUACCAGCCAAUCAUCCUUUGUUGACAGGCCAGAGAGUCUUGGAUGCUCUUUUUCCAUGUGUGCAAGGAGGAACAACUGCUAUCCCUGGAGCUUUUGGCUGUGGAAAGACUGUGAUAUCACAGUCUCUAUCCAAGUAUUCCAACAGUGAUGUGAUCAUCUAUGUAGGGUGUGGUGAAAGAGGAAAUGAGAUGUCUGAAGUCCUUAGGGACUUCCCAGAGCUUACAAUGGAAGUUGACGGUAAGGUAGAGUCAAUUAUGAAGAGAACAGCUUUGGUAGCCAAUACCUCCAAUAUGCCUGUUGCUGCAAGAGAAGCAUCUAUUUAUACUGGAAUUACACUGUCUGAAUAUUUCCGUGACAUGGGCUAUCAUGUCAGUAUGAUGGCUGACUCUACCUCUAGAUGGGCUGAGGCCCUUAGAGAAAUCUCUGGUCGCUUGGCUGAGAUGCCUGCAGACAGUGGAUACCCUGCAUAUCUCGGUGCCCGUCUGGCCUCUUUCUAUGAGCGAGCAGGCAGGGUGAAAUGUCUUGGAAAUCCUGAAAGAGAAGGGAGUGUCAGCAUUGUAGGAGCAGUUUCUCCACCUGGUGGUGAUUUUUCUGACCCAGUUACAUCUGCCACUCUUGGAAUUGUUCAGGUGUUCUGGGGCCUAGAUAAGAAACUAGCUCAACGUAAGCAUUUCCCCUCUGUCAACUGGCUUAUCAGCUACAGCAAGUACAUGCGUGCCUUGGACGAGUACUAUGACAAACACUUCACAGAGUUUGUUCCUCUGAGGACCAAAGCCAAAGAGAUUCUGCAGGAAGAAGAAGACCUGGCAGAAAUUGUACAGCUUGUGGGAAAAGCUUCACUAGCAGAAACAGAUAAAAUCACUCUGGAGGUUGCAAAACUUAUUAAAGAUGAUUUCCUACAACAAAAUGGAUACACUCCUUAUGACAGGUUCUGCCCUUUCUACAAGACAGUAGGAAUGCUGUCCAACAUGAUUGCAUUUUAUGAUAUGGCCCGUAGAGCAGUUGAAACCACUGCCCAGAGUGACAAUAAAAUCACAUGGUCCAUUAUCCGUGAGCACAUGGGGGAGAUCCUCUAUAAACUUUCCUCCAUGAAAUUCAAGGAUCCUGUGAAAGAUGGUGAGGCUAAGAUCAAGGCUGACUAUGCACAACUUCUUGAAGACAUGCAGAAUGCAUUCCGUAGCCUUGAAGAUUAGAACUGUGAUUUCUUUCCUCCUUUUCCUGAACAAGUUCCUAUGUGUACAUUUUCCUAAAUUUCUCAUCUCAAACCCUCUGCUUCUUUAUUGUGCAGCUUUGAGAUUAGUGCCUAUGUGUGUUAUCAUUGUUUCCCUGUUUAUUUGACAAGUAAACAUUCCUUUGUACAAGUGUUUGAAGGACCUCCCUGAUCCUUUCUCCGAAGUGGUGAAUGUAGUAAAUAUGAUAUACAAUGGCUACACUACUGUAAACUUGUAUGUAUGGCGACAUCUCUCCUUGUCUUUGGUUUGCCCUUUCCUCAUCACCAUUAAAUUGUAAACGGACUACUGCAUGUACUCUCUUUGCAUUGGAUUUGGAAUGGAAAGCCAGAUUUCCAUAUAUUUUUGACAGGUACUCUGAAAUGACUCAAUAUCUAUAUGGUAAGGUUAUUUGUAGCUUAGCAUUUUGCUAAGUAACUAUUUUGUUUCUUUUUUAAACAUGAGCGUUUAUGAAUUACUCCCUCCAGUGCAAAUCAGGAAUAUUUAUGGGAAACUGUUGGGAACCUACUGUUUUCAAAACAGGCCUUUGAGGGACUCAGCAUGAUUUAUGAAUCAGUACCUCUUAAAAAGUGAAAAA
Molecule: messenger RNA, 2727 nt
Organism: Condylura cristata (star-nosed mole)
Lineage: Eukaryota; Metazoa; Chordata; Mammalia; Eulipotyphla; Talpidae
Gene: ATP6V1A
Product: ATPase, H+ transporting, lysosomal 70kDa, V1 subunit A
Exons: 16
Coding region: 258-2114 (618 amino acids)
Biological process (GO): proton transmembrane transport; ATP metabolic process
Cellular component (GO): proton-transporting V-type ATPase, V1 domain; lysosomal membrane
Molecular function (GO): proton-transporting ATPase activity, rotational mechanism; ATP binding; ATP hydrolysis activity
Source: RefSeq, a predicted model, not a curated record